Molecule: messenger RNA, 1644 nt
Organism: Trichomonas vaginalis G3
Lineage: Eukaryota; Parabasalia; Trichomonadida; Trichomonadidae
Product: regulation of choline O-acetyltransferase protein
Exons: 1
Coding region: 1-1644 (547 amino acids)
Biological process (GO): cell adhesion; proteolysis
Cellular component (GO): membrane; cytoplasm
Molecular function (GO): metalloendopeptidase activity
Source: RefSeq, a predicted model, not a curated record
AUGACAGAAGCUAAAAUAAAAGUUGUAGAGCAAACCGUUGAUAAUGUAAUUAAGUUCUUCCAAAACACAAUUAAAGUUAAAUCAGUUCAAAAUUCAAUCACAGUAACUAAUAUUCCAGAUUUAGGAAGUUUCCCCGAAAUGGUUUUCGACGAUACUGAUUUAGCUAUUGUUGCAUCAUCAGCAGCUUAUGGAGAAGGAAAUCCGAUUAUCGCAGCUGCAGGACCACGCUUUGUAUUAAAGCCAUCAUAUCGUCCGUAUAUUGGUGUAAUGUUCUUUAACCCCAGAUUUGUUCCAGAAAAACCUAGUAACAUUUCAGAUUUUGAUAACAAAUUCUUUUACAUUAUUGUUCAUGAGUUAUCACAUGCUCUUGGCUUCCUACAAGCAAUGUACCCUUACUUUCAUCCUUACGAAGAUGAAGAUAAUUAUUAUUCCACUUUAACUUGCUCAUUGCGCAAGUUCGGAAAGAAAUUUACAUUUUUGGUAACACCGUAUUCACAUCUUUAUGCGAAAAAGAGGUUCGGAGUUGACAAAUUUUAUGGAGAUAGCGGAAAAUCAUGUCCAGCAGGUAUUGAACUCGAAGAUCAAGGUGGUGAUGGAACAUCCAUGUCACAUUUAGAGAAAAGAACGUAUUUUACUGAUCUAAUGGUCGGAUCUUAUUCUGAAUCUAACACUCCUCACAUCAAAUUCUCUGAUGCAUUGAUGGCUGUACUCAUGGAUACCGGAAACUACAAAUUUAACUGGGUAAAUGCUCAACCUUUAGUCUUUGGGCACCAAGAAUCAUUAAAUUCGAAACCAAUGGAAGAAUUCGCCAUGGAACCACCGCAAAAGGUAUUCCCACAAGGUUACUUUUUCACCGAGAACAAUAGUGUUGGUUUUGAUUACAGAUCUUUUGAAGUUCAUCAAAUAUUUCUUAAAGACAAUGAAAAUACAUGUAAACAUGCCGGUUUUGAGCUCUAUUGUUCAGAUGCGAAGUAUAAAUUCUAUAAUCCCAACAAAGAACCACUAAUUGGAAUAGAUUAUCUUGCAGAUUUCCAAAAAAUCAUUGAUCCUGAGUAUUAUUGUGAAAACAAAAAAGUCAUCCUUCCUGGAUACUUAAAUGACAUGCCAAAAUCAGAUUACGCCGAAGGACAUUUCGAAAACUUAUGCGGAACAUUUAAAUGUAAUGGAUAUGAAAGUUUUGAGUUUAAUGUUGUUGAUGCCGAUAACAAAGAAAUUACUCAGAAAUGCACGAAAGAAAACAUCAAUUCUUCAUUUAUUUAUCCUGUUAAAUUCAUUUCUGAUAAAACUAAUAGAGUUUCUAAGAUAAAUUAUUGUCCUGAUCCUGAACAAUUUUGUAGAACAAUUAAAUUGAGUUUGAUGAAUUUCAACAAAGAUCCAUUAGAUGAAAAAACAAAAGUCCUUGAAGGAGAUCCACAAACUCCUCCUGAAUGGUCAUUGAAUUAUGAUGACUUAGAAAAAGAAAUCAAAGAAAAGAAGAUAAUUGGAAUUGUUGUUGUUGUUUCUGUAAUUGUUAUUAUUGCUUUGAUUAUUGCUUUGAUUUCAUAUUGCGUUUUCUGUAGAAAGUUACAUGUUAAAAACAAUCAGUCUGUAACCACAGAUAAUCUCAAUAAUCCGCAGGCUGAAUUAAAGCAAGAAUUGUUAUAA